AUGGAUCCAGAGUUGCAGGCUUUGAGAGAAGCCAGAUUGGCUGAACUAAAGAGAAGUUCCGGUGGCCCCGGCCCCGGCGACAGAGACGGUAGCGGCAGCAGUAACGGCGCCGCCAGAGAUGAACCCGGGGCAGGAGCGAUUGGUUCCCUGAUCGCUGGCCAUCUGCAACCACAGGCACUUGAGAGGUUGACCAGAGUCUCUUUGGUUAGGCCAGAUCGUGCCAAGGCUGUCGAGCAGUAUCUUGUACAGCUUCUCAGACAGGGUACAGUAACACACAAGAUUACGGAAGAUGAAAUCGUUCAAAUCUUACAUGGCGUAGCCAGAGAACAAAACAAGAAGAAUGAGACCAAGAUCAUAUUCAACAGAAGAGAAUUGGUUGGCAACGAUGAAUUGUUCAGUUUUAGUACCAAAAAUAGUAAGGCCAAUGAUGAUACUGAUGACGAUGAGGAUGACUUCUUUGAUUGA
Zygotorulaspora mrakii is the source of this 465-nucleotide messenger RNA. RefSeq names its product Sdd2p (gene SDD2). The coding region runs from base 1 to 465 and encodes 154 amino acids. Gene Ontology annotation, molecular function: DNA binding. Lineage: Eukaryota; Fungi; Ascomycota; Saccharomycetes; Saccharomycetales; Saccharomycetaceae. Gene Ontology annotation, cellular component: nucleus; cytosol. The transcript has a single exon. The record is from RefSeq and is a predicted model, not a curated record.